UCGGAGCUCAGGACGCGGGACUACGCCGCGACGCCCUCGCGCAGAGACCCACCGCGACCGUCGCGCAGGCGCAGGCAGGGGCGGGGCCAAGGCGGGCGGCGAUUGGCUGGAUUCGGGAAGCCACACCCCUCGGGCAGGUCACGUGGCCGUCGGGGCGGAGUUGGCGAGCUUUUGGAGCAGCGCGCGUCAGCCGCGGGGCGGAGGUGGGCCCGGCGCGGCGAGCCGGGUUCUGGGCGGCGCGGCGCGGCCAGGACCGAACAGUUCCCUCCAACAAGUGAGCAGAGGUGGCAGGAGGUUUACGCGGGGGCUGCCCGCCCGCCGGCACCGGUCCUCCCUGACUCCGCAGGAUCGCGGUGCACAAUGAACCCCAAUAUGAAGCAGAAGCAGGAAGGCACCCAUGGGCGCGUGCAGUCCUGUCCCGAGGAGGACCCUGACGAUGAUCCAGCCGUCCACAGCCGGGCCCCUCGUGGGCAGAGAGCACGGCAGCUGGUUAAAGGCUCGUUCAAACCGAAACAUCGCAGUGACCAGUCGGCGUCUAAGACUUCCGGCGCCGGAGUCACUGCGGUCCCGGAGCACGGUGAGAGCAAGGAGCUCGGAGGAGUUACCCAGGAGGCACUGGACCUCAUGGCUGCAGAAAACCCGUCCUCUCAGUACUGGAAGGAGGUGGCGGAGCGGCGGCGGAAGGCGCUCUAUGAAGCCCUGAAGGAGAACGAGAAGCUCCACAGAGAGAUCGAGCAGAAGGCGAGUGAGAUCGCCCGGCUGCAGAGGGAGAACCGGGUGCUGGCGGAGGCGGCGGAGCACGUGCAGCACAUGGCGGAGGUCCUCGAGCGGCUGAAAGGAGACGCGCUGGAGAGCUUCGAGUCACCGGACAGCGAGGGAUCUGACUCUGAGGAGGCGGCGGGCGAGGAUCCGGAGGCAGAGGCCCCAGUGCGGGCGUGAGUGCCCGGACCGCCGUGUCUUCCCCCGCGGACGCCCGGCCCGGCGUGAGCUGUGCGCAGACUCAGAACAGACAUGCCCGUGACCGCCACGACGGUUCUCGGUGGCAGAGCAAAGAGCUGUGACGCAGACGUCCUGUUUGAGCCCUGGGACCCUAUUGUGUUAAAAUACAACUACUGUAUGUUUUAAUCUAUGGCGUUUUAUGUAAAUAACAUUUUCUCAGAUGUCAGACACAACUUGUGUACAUGAUGAAUAAACUUCAUUUCCUCGUGAGCAUCUGUGUUUCUUGGAAAAA
Molecule: messenger RNA, 1231 nt
Organism: Myotis davidii
Lineage: Eukaryota; Metazoa; Chordata; Mammalia; Chiroptera; Vespertilionidae
Gene: GMNN
Product: geminin, DNA replication inhibitor
Exons: 7
Coding region: 361-939 (192 amino acids)
Biological process (GO): negative regulation of cell cycle; negative regulation of DNA replication
Cellular component (GO): nucleus
Source: RefSeq, a predicted model, not a curated record